AUGUUAUGCGCGCCAACAAUUAUUGCUACUUGCAAACAAACGCGGUUUCAUCUUCUAGAUGACAAUCCUUCUCCCGAGAUAGAUGUGGAGGGACUUUCUAUAACUGUGACAUCAGCAUCUCCGGAUGCAAUUGAUGAUGGCUCCAAGCUGAAAGCCAAGGGAAAGGGAAAGGCAAAGGCAUCUGGCCGGGAACUCAUCUCUGAUGGUCAUCUCCGACUCAAGGGAGGUACUCACUAUGGAUUGAUAGGGCGCAAUGGGACAGGGAAAUCAACCCUUCUGAGGGCGAUGGCCGAGAAGCUCAUCCCUGGUAUCCCUCACCCAACUCGCAUUGCAAUUCUACAACAAACAGACGAUCAAGAUGAAUCGGGGAGCACAUACGGUCUGAAACUUGAGAAGACUGUUUUAGAAUCAGUGCUUAGCAGCGACGAAACCAGAAAUGAAGCUGUUCGCCUAGCAGAUGUCCUAUCUAAAAGCUUCGAAACGGAGGAUACACUGGACCCGGUACGAGCUAUCCGUAAAAUACGACACGAGAAAGCAGGGAAGAAACUGUUCCUUGCGCAGAAGAAUGCCAACUUGAAGAGUGGAGCAAGAGGGAUGCAAGCGCGAAAAGAUUUGAAGGCUGCCGAGGCGAAGCUCGAAUCGACAGAAGAACUGCUUUCGCAGGGAUCUGAUGCUAUCGAUGCUGAGGCAGUCCAAGCGGAUACACAAGAUGCCGUUGAGAUGCUUCAGAAUUUGCAAGCUCAACUCGAAGACUCAAAUCUCGCGGACAUGGAGAAAGAAGCGCGCCGAAUUCUUCUUGGACUGGGUUUCAAAGAAGAUACACUGGGAAAACAGGUCUCAACUCUAUCAGGAGGAUGGCGGAUGCGAUGCAUGCUUGCUGCUGUUCUAGUCCAAAAACCCGACAUCAUGAUUCUUGAUGAACCGACCAAUUUCCUCGAUUUACUGGGAGUAGUCUGGCUAGAGAACUACCUCCAGCAAUUACGUGAUACUUCCCCCACCACAAUUCUUCUCGUCUCGCACGAUCGGGAUUUCGUCAACGCCGCCUGUGAGGAGAUCGUGAUUCUAAAAGACCAAAAAUUCAACUACUUCCGUGGGAAUCUGGCGGCAUACGAGCAGGAUUUCGAGGAACAGAAAUUGUAUCUGGGUCGCAUGAAGGAGGCACAGGAGCGACAGAUCGCCCAUAUGGAAGCGAGUAUUCGUGAGAACAUGAAGAUAGGGAAGAAGACCAACGAUGACAACAAACUUCGACAGGCAAAGUCACGGCAAAAGAAAGUUGAUGAUAGGAUGGGACUGCAGGUUAGUGCGAAUGGGGGUCGAUUCAAACUCAACAGAGAUCUUGUGGGUUAUCAUCUGUCCAGUCGGGCUGAGAUCGAGGUACCGACCGACGGAAAAGGCGCGACUAUGACUUUGCCUGAUGCUACUGAGCUGCGAUUCCCAGGGCCAUUGGUCUCACUAGAAGGCAUUUCAUUCCGGUAUAAGAAGAGUGAUCAAGUCAUCCUCGAGGAUAUCAAUUUGGUUGUUCACAUGGGUGAUCGAGUUGGUAUUAUGGGUCUUAACGGGUCUGGAAAGACUACCCUCAUUCGCAUUCUGACAGGCCAACUUGUGCCAUCCAGAGGAAAAGUGACAACCCAUUCCCGGUUGAAAUUGGGUUACUAUGGCCAACACUCCGUGGAAGAACUACAAGAACGUGGUCGAGGGGAACCCGGUCUCACCGCACUUGGUCUGUUAAUGACCGAAGCAGGUGACUCGCUUAAUCAAGGGGAAGUCCGAGGGCUUCUAUCAUCAAUGGGUCUACAAGGCCGUAUCGCAUCUGAUGUCCCAGUGGGUAAAUUAUCCGGCGGGCAGCUUGUUCGUCUUGCUCUAGCCAGAAUUGUCUGGAGUGCGCCUCAGCUUCUUAUUCUGGAUGAGAUCACCACCCACUUGGACUUCCACACGGUCACAGCGCUCGCCACUGCACUCUCAUCCUUUAAUGGGGCUAUACUUCUCGUAUCACACGACCGGUUCCUGAUCCGUGCGGUGGUAGAAGGAAAACGCGACACAGAGCAUAAGCUAGAUGAUGAUUUUGAGGGGGUUGAAGAGGAAGUGGAAGAAAGUACCGUUCGACGCCGGGCCGUGUUUGUGGUCAAAGCGGGCAAAUUCAACGAGCAGCCUAACGGGGUGGAGCAAUUUGAACAGAGUCUAGUCAAGCGAGUGCACAAGAUGCUUUCUCAAUGA
Penicillium malachiteum is the source of this 2214-nucleotide messenger RNA. Its product is annotated as ABC-F family ATP-binding cassette domain-containing protein. Gene Ontology annotation, molecular function: ATP hydrolysis activity; ATP binding. The record is from RefSeq and is a predicted model, not a curated record. NCBI's taxonomy places the organism in Eukaryota, Fungi, Ascomycota, Eurotiomycetes, Eurotiales, Aspergillaceae. Bases 1 to 2214 code for a protein of 737 amino acids. The transcript has 7 exons.